UUUUUGUCCCCAUUACGUGAGAAUCGUGUUUGGCCACUCAACUGGAGAGUUAAUUGGAUAGCCCCGAUCAUUUCAAUUCGAAUAAAUCAGUCAUAAAUGCUAGCUGCCAGAAUGAGGUUCGUGCAAUACCUGCGUAAAGGUGAUUUGGCCCAGCGCCUUGGAUUCCUUUCCGAGGACCAAAAGUCUCUGGUGGAAUUUGCCGGCUUAGAGGGCGUGCCAAGUGAUCUGAAGACCCUGAUUGCACAGAAUCCCAACCUAGAGGAGUUGGCCAAAAAAGCAGAGAAACAGCCACGAAUCGAAGUUAACGAUGAUGUCACAUUGCUGUCACCUCUCACCGAUCCCGGCAAAAUCAUCUGCAUUGGUCUCAACUAUCAGGACCACUGCGACGAGCAAAACAAACCGGCCCCCAAGGAACCCAUGUUCUUUAGCAAGUUUAACAACGCCCUGGUUGGUCCCCAAGAUAAUGUGAUCGCUCACUCGGCGAGUAACAAAAUCGAUUGGGAGGUUGAGCUGGUUUGUGUCAUUGGCAAGGUCGCACGCCAGGUGCCCAAGUCCCAAGCCAUGGACCAUGUCUUCGGGUACACAGUGGCCCAGGAUAUCUCUGCCCGCGACUGGCAGAAGGAGAGGAAUGGCGGUCAGUUCCUAAUUGGCAAGUCGAUGGACACUUUCCUGCCCCUAGGACCGGCUGUGGUGCACAAGAGCUUAGUGCCAGAUGUCUAUAAUUUGAAUCUAAAGACCUGGGUUAACGGCGUGGAGAAGCAGAACGGCAAUACUGGCAAUUUGAUCUUCAAGCUAGAUGAUGUGAUCAAUAGAUUGUCACAGACUAUCACCCUUCUGCCGGGCGAUAUCAUCGUUACUGGAACGCCAAAGGGCGUAGGAAUGCAUCGCAGUCCACCGGAAUUCCUUCAGCCCGGCGAUGUCGUCCAGUCGGAAAUCGUGGGAUUGGGCAAGCUCUGCAACAAGAUCGUGGCCCCCUAAGGUUCCUUUUUAUUUGUUAUAUGUUUGUACAUAUAUGUUUUUGUUGUUUAUGAAACAAUGGCAUUUAAUAAUGA
Molecule: messenger RNA, 1052 nt
Organism: Drosophila eugracilis
Lineage: Eukaryota; Metazoa; Arthropoda; Insecta; Diptera; Drosophilidae
Product: fumarylacetoacetate hydrolase domain-containing protein 2
Exons: 3
Coding region: 97-978 (293 amino acids)
Molecular function (GO): hydro-lyase activity
Source: RefSeq, a predicted model, not a curated record